CGCCCACCCCCGAAUCAAGCAAUUGAAGGCGAUGGAGGAGCUGUUUCGUGUUCGAUGAUCGUGUGUUUAGUUUCUAAUUCUAUUCUUUCUUUCUUUCUAUCUUUCUUUCUUUCUCACUCUCUCUUUUGUACUGGACUUUUCUUGCUCUUUGCAUCUGCUCUGCUGCCAUCAUCAGCAUCGUCACUGUCACUCUUUUCACCGAAUUGAUUCCUCUCAUUGCUGCAGCUGCAGCCAGUAUUUACCGUCCGGGUCUCCGACCGACCUUUAGACUAUAACCCACUGACCCAUUUGGCCCCUCCUUGCGUCUUUUUGGUUCCUUUCCCUUGACAUUCCUGCUGUCUAUCCUCCUAUCACAACUCGCGCCGAUGCCCGUCCCACGAACCGCAUCCCAAGGAACCGGCCGGCGACCAUCCUUGACGCUUAACGCCGCGCCGCCUCUUACGGCCACUUCCACAUCAUCCUCCGCCAUCGCUUCGCCUCUCCCACCAACAACCCCCAAUCCCCUCUCUGCGACUUCCACCUCCUUCGCCCAGUCCACCAAGAACCGGCAUGCUGCCCGUCAUACCAGAGCUACCUCGUGGACUUCCGGCCACGACCAAGGCGGCGAACCCUCGUCCUCGACCUCUGCCAAUUUUCCGCUCCACCAACAACACCACCACCAACAACGUCGUCGUCGCGAAUCCAACCUCUCGCUAGCCGACGUCUCCGAAGGCUCCUCCGGCCGCUACGAGGACUACGACCACGAUUCCCACAACAUGGCCUCGAGGAACACCUCUCUCGACUGGGGCCAUGCCCGCAGUCGCUCCCACAGUCAAUCACAGACCGCGAUGUUGCGACCUCAAGAACUGGCCGAUGCGCCCUCCGCGGCGCCCAUCUCGCGCCCCGCUCCGGUGACCUGGAUGUCCCUGCCGAAGAAGGGCCAGCUCGCGCUGCUGGGGCUCUGCCGUGUCUUCGACUUCUUGCAGAUUGCCUCCCUGCAGGCCUACAUGUUUUAUCAGCUGAAGUCCUUCGACGAGAACCUGUCCGACGCCGAUGUGUCCACCCAGGCCGGCAUCCUGCAGGGCGCCUUCACCGCCGCGCAGUUUGCGACCGCUAUCCCCUGGGGUCGGGUGGCCGAUGCGGAGUGGGGUGGCCGGAAGUUCGUGCUGCUGGUGGGCUUGCUGGGCACCGCCUUGUCCUGCCUGGGGGUCGCCUUCGCGACCUCGUUCGCGCAGGCCGUGUUCUGGCGCUCCUUCGGCGGGGCCAUCAAUGGGACUGUCGGGAUCAUCCGGACCAUGAUCGCGGAGAAUGUGAAGGAGAAGAAGUACCACUCGCGCGCGUUUUUGAUUCUACCAAUCGGGUUUAAUGUGGCCGCCUUGUUUGGUCCCGUGAUGGGCGGGAUGCUGGCCGAUCCGGUCAAGGCGUAUCCCCGGUUAUUUGGGCCCGACUCGUCGUUCGGCGGUGCCAACGGCGUGCAGUGGCUGAUCCGCUACCCCUACGCUUUGCCCAUGCUGGCGAACGCCAUUUUCUUGUCGUUCGCGGCGGCGUGUGUCGCCAUUGGUCUGGAAGAGACCUUGGAGGCUUGUAAAGGCAAACCCGGGUUGGGGGUCUUCUCGAUGCGGAUUUUCGCGCGCGGUGUUCGCGCCGUGGUGCCCUCGUCCUCCCCGCUGUAUCACCGGCUGCCGUUCGCCGACUACGAAGAGGCCGGCCCUCUACUGGGCCGCCGGGAUACGGCCGAGAGCUACGAGAUGGAGGAGAAGGCCAGCAAACACACUCGCCAAAGCCGCAGCUUGCCCUUCCGUCGGAUCUGGACCAAGAACGUGCUGUGCACGCUCCUGGCGCAGGCCUUCUUCGACUUCCAAAUGGGUGCCUUCAACAACCUGUGGCUGUUGUUCCUCUCGACGCCGCGCUACGACGCCAACGACCCCACGAGCCCCCUGCAGAAGCUGCCGUUCGUCUUCACCGGCGGCCUGGGGAUGCUGCCGCAGAGCGUGGGCUUCGCGACCGCGAUCCUCGGCAUCAUCGGCAUGCUCCUGCAGUUCACCAUCUACCCCAGCAUCAACGGCCGCCUGGGCACGGCCAAGAGCUACCAGUACUUUUUGACGUUGUUCCCCCUGGCGUACGCGUUUGCGCCGUACAUCGCCCUGGCGCCGUCCACGGUGCCGCCGCCGGGCCAGGCCAACGGCGGCUGGGUGUGGUUCUCGAUCAUCGUGGUGCUGUUCCUGCAGGUGACGGCGCGCACCUUCACGCUGCCGACCUCGAUCAUCCUGCUGAACAACUGCUCGCCGCACCCGUCCGUGCUGGGCACCAUUCAUGGGAUUGGCCAGUCCGUGUCGUCUGCCUUCCGCACCAUCGGGCCGAUCUUUUCGGGGUCGUGGUACGGGUACGGGCUGGAGAUGGGCAUGGUGGGCUUCGCCUGGUGGCUGGUGGCGCUGGUGUCGGUGUUCGGCUGCGUGGCGGCGAUUUUCGUGUAUGAAGGGUCGGGGCAUGAGAUUAUUCUUCCGGGGGAGGAGGAGGAGUAGCAGUGCCUCGGUUUUCGAGUUUUUGGUCUAAAUCUCUUUGCUUGUUGAUAUUUCCUGUAUAUAAUUACAUGCGUCCGUGUUCAGGAUGAUGGUGUUCUGGAUAUACGGGCUGUCGCAUGCUUGCAUAUUUGGUUUGUUUAUGAGCGUUCGCUACUGAUACCUGUUGCAUUUUGCUUGUUGUACGCGUGUUGCUACGCGUGGAUGACGGAAAAAAGGGGAGGGAGUAUAGAGGACGAAUACAAUAGAUUCAGU
This is a messenger RNA of Aspergillus fijiensis CBS 313.89, 2753 nucleotides long. Its product is annotated as putative MFS transporter. The transcript is spliced from 4 exons. Gene Ontology annotation, molecular function: transmembrane transporter activity. Gene Ontology annotation, biological process: transmembrane transport. Bases 366 to 2501 code for a protein of 711 amino acids. The record is from RefSeq and is a predicted model, not a curated record. NCBI's taxonomy places the organism in Eukaryota, Fungi, Ascomycota, Eurotiomycetes, Eurotiales, Aspergillaceae.